AUGGGUAUCUCGAGAGAUUCCCGUCACAAGCGCUCCGCCUCCGGUGCCAAGCGCGCCUACUACCGGAAGAAGCGCGCUUUCGAGGCCGGUCGCCAGGGUGCCAACACCCGUAUCGGCCCCAAGCGAAUCCACACGGUCCGCACCCGUGGCGGCAACCACAAGUACCGCGCCCUCCGUCUCGACAGCGGUAACUUCGCCUGGGCCUCCGAGGGCUGCACCCGCAAGACCCGUGUCAUCGGCGUCGCCUACCACCCCUCCAACAACGAGCUCGUCCGCACCAACACCCUGACCAAGUCCGCCGUCGUCCAGAUCGAUGCCGCCCCCUUCCGUCAGUGGUACGAGGCCCACUACGGCCAGAAUCUCGGUCGUCGCCGCCAGCAGAAGCAGCAGGCCGCCGGCACCGUCGCCAAGGAAGAGGAGGUCAAGAAGUCCAAGUCUGUCGAGAAGAAGCAGGCUGAGCGCUUUGCCGCCCAGGGCAAGGUCGAGAAUGCCCUCGAGAAGCAGUUCGAGGCUGGUCGCCUGUACGCUGUCGUCUCCUCCCGCCCCGGCCAGUCCGGCCGCUGCGACGGAUACAUCCUUGAGGGUGAGGAGCUCGCCUUCUACCAGCGCAAGCUUCACAAGUAG
This is a messenger RNA of Colletotrichum graminicola M1.001, 624 nucleotides long. Its product is annotated as ribosomal protein S8e. Gene Ontology annotation, biological process: maturation of SSU-rRNA from tricistronic rRNA transcript (SSU-rRNA, 5.8S rRNA, LSU-rRNA); translation. The transcript is spliced from 2 exons. Gene Ontology annotation, cellular component: cytosolic small ribosomal subunit; ribosome. Gene Ontology annotation, molecular function: structural constituent of ribosome. The record is from RefSeq and is a predicted model, not a curated record. NCBI's taxonomy places the organism in Eukaryota, Fungi, Ascomycota, Sordariomycetes, Glomerellales, Glomerellaceae. The coding region runs from base 1 to 624 and encodes 207 amino acids.